CACGCUGCGAGCUGCGGCUUCCCAGCUCCAUCACAUCCACUUUUUUUUUCUUUUCCUCCACACACUCGGUCCUUUCUUUUUAAAAGAAGCGCUGCGGUUUAUCCACACAUUCCCGAAGGAACAAACACUCUCGCAGGAUCGGUCAUUAUCGGGCACCUUUCUCUCUCUCUCUCUCUCUUUUUUUUUCAUUUUUAUUUAUUUUUUUAUUUUUUAAAAUUGUGUGUAACACUCCUCUGUAAUCCUCCUGCGGCUGAUAUUCGAGUCCCCCAAUGGCUCUGCGUGUGGCGCUGCUCUGCUCUCUGUUCGGGCUUCUCCUCGGACAAGGAGAAAAGCACACCGCAGUAGAUGAUUGCUGUAAAAACGGCCAGAAGCAUGCGAACGAUAACAAUGACUGUGCAUCCCUCCCCCUCAUUUCCUCUUCAAUGACUUGCAGGAUAGCGCAGGAGCAGUGCUGUGUGUCAGUGCUGGAGGACAACAUGUGUUCCACCGGCAUCAACGUGGCAAAAGACCAGGGAGUCUGCGAUUCUCUGCUUGCCGGCACCUGCGAGACCAAGACAACAAAGAUGUGCUGCGACUGUUGUCUUCUGGGGAAAGAAGCUCAGGGGCUGAACAUACCCUGCGACCACAACCUGUCCGUGGGCUACCAGUGCAGCCUGGUGUCCCGGGCCUGCUGCAUGGACGGAGCCUCAGACAACCAGACAGCAGCACUGGGACAGUCUGAAUUACCCAACCAGGACAGCAGCUCUGACGUAGCAGUGGGAGUUGAUCCAUGCAAAGGGAAAUGUGACCACGUCUGUGUCGGGAGUGACUCCUGCGCUUGCAUGAAGGGCUACAGACUCAAACCAGACGGGAGGAGCUGCGAGGACAUCAACGAGUGCCUGCUGGGAUCCAGCAACUGCCGGGGGGGAGAGCGUUGCAUCAACACCGAGGGUUCGUUCCGCUGCAUGAGAGAGGUCAGCUGCGGGACCGGCUACGAGCUCACCGAAAACAACGACUGCAAAGACAUAGAUGAGUGUGAGGCGGGGAUCCACAACUGCGGUGAACAAUUCACGUGUCAAAACACCCAGGGGUCGUUCCGCUGCGCCCCGAAGAACACCUGCGGCUCGGGCUUCAUCCAGGACGCGCUCGGAAGCUGCAUCGAUAUCAACGAAUGCGUCUCCCAGUCGAGUCCGUGCCACCGAGGGCAGAUCUGCGUGAACACGGUCGGUUCCUUCAUCUGCCAGAGGAACUCUGUGAACUGCGGUCGGGGAUACCACCUCAACGAAGAGGGCACGCGCUGCGUCGAUAUCGAUGAGUGCAAAGGAGCCGAGCAGGUCUGCUCAGGCCACGCUUGCAUCAACCAGCUGGGAUCGUACCGCUGCGAGUGUGAAACCGGGUACAACUUUAACAGCAUCACCCGGCUCUGUGAAGAUAUUAAUGAGUGCAGGCACUACCCUGGACGACUAUGCGGUCACAAAUGUGACAACACCCCUGGGUCCUACAAGUGUAGCUGCACCACAGGCUUCCAACUGGCCAGGGACGGCCGGAACUGCGAUGACGUGAAUGAGUGUGAGAGCAACCCCUGCAGCCAGGAAUGUGCCAACGUGUACGGAUCCUACCAGUGUUACUGUCGCCGUGGCUACCAGCUCAAUGACAUAGACGCCAUGACAUGUGAAGAUAUUGAUGAAUGCGCCCUUCCCACUGGCGGCCAUAUUUGUUCCUAUCGCUGCCACAACACACCGGGAAGCUUCCACUGCUCCUGCCCUGCCAACGGCUACACGUUAGCAGUGAACGGGCGCAGCUGCCAGGAUGUCGACGAAUGUGUAACGGGAAGACACACAUGCACGGAAAAUGAGAGCUGCUUCAACAUCCAGGGCGGGUACAGGUGCCUGUCCUUCGACUGUCCCAACAACUACAGGCGUGUUGGACAGACUCGAUGCGAACGCUUGCUUUGCAACGACACUGUCGUUUGCCCGAUCUUGCCCCUGAGAAUAACCUACUACUACCUCACGUUCCCCACCAACAUUCCCGUCUUCACCAAUAUCUUCCGCAUGGGCCCCUCCCACACGAUGCCUGGCGAUGACAUCCAGGUGGCGCUCACGGCCGGCAACGAGGGGGGGUUCUUCAAGGCCGAGCGCACGCCCACCGGCGGCGUGAUGUCGGUGGGAAGGCUCAUCGACAAGCCGCAGGACUUCAAGCUGGACUUGGAGAUGAAGCUGCGCCGCUAUAGCACGGUCUCCAUUUACCUGGCUAAGAUUCUGGUGUUUGUCACCCAGGAGGAGCCCAAAGUACCAUACAACCCCUUACAGGAGUAAACACAGGACUUGUUGAGGAUUAAACACAUUAGUUUACUAUUAGAAAAGGAAUGUUUCACAUAAUAUUGAUGAUACGAUGUAGAUGUAUAUUCUUCAAGAUACAGGCCAACUCUACAAUUAUUGGCACCCCUAGCAACAAGGUGUAAAAAGUCUUAAAUAAAUUCAUAUUAAACUAUAUCUCAUGAAAUAUUUUAUUACUUGGUCAUACUUGGAGCUAGGUCUGUCACAAUAACAAUUUUUUCAGGAAAGAAAUUUUCUCAGAAGCUAUAAACAAUAAUAAUUGUUGUUUUGAGGCCAUUUUCAAGUGUUAUAACAGUAAUGGCAUAGAAACCCAAGAACACAUUCUUAAAGAUCAAUAAACUUUAUUGAACAUUUAACACUGGAACUGGAAGACACUUUAAAUUUCCAAAAUAAAUGAAUAGAACACCAGAAGCAAAAAAUAAAAAUAUGAAGCCUAUGUAAACAAAAUUGUCGCUCAAGAAAGGGGCUGGUUGAGAACAAAGCACCAAACUGAAGACUUUUGUCAUCCAGUUUUUUGGCAGAAAGAGAUUUAAAAAAAAAAAAAAAGACAAAGACGAUAAAUUGUGCAAAUGGAAAUUAUUGAGCUCAUUUUAUCAUGUGAUUAAUUGAUUUAUUGCUUAUUGUGACAGACCUGCCAACCUGUGAAGUCUCCAGUUUUUGGUCGGGAAACUACCAUAUCUAACCUCUCUUUCCCAUCGUGUUCCCAUAAUAAUAUUUUCUGGUAAAUUUCCCAUUUUAUAUCAUAUGUAGUCUCCGCCCCUGCCCCACCGCUCCGGGCGGCGAAACAUUUUCCACAUUUUCAAAUCCAAAACUUCGCAGCAAUGAGGCCUACCUGGAGCAGAAGUGAUGUCCGACUGUGUGCGUGAGUGUCACUAAUGUAAGAAAUUGAUUAGAAUCGUGAAAGAAGGACAAAUUUUACGUUUUAAAUUGUCUUUAGCAUCAAAUGUUAGCUUCUAGCAUGAGUAGCACAGUUAGCAUUACUGAACGUUAACGUCAGUUUCUGCACGUACUCUCUUGAAAAUGUAAACUCUUCUUUACUCUGGGAUUUCCCAGUGUAAAGACGAAAUGCUAGAGAAUGUUUUGGAACAUACAACGUAGGAUUAAACCUUAAGUGAAUAUUAGGUGGUUGCUACACUUGCUAACUUCCUGUAAGCUAUUGGUUAGUUGUAAACCUUGGAGCUUUUCCUGUUUUGUGCCGUCAUCACGUCCAUCUUUCUUGAAUGGCAUGCCAUCUCUCCUAGUUCAAAUAAUUAUUUUUUAGUGGAGUUGUUAGUGGUGCCAAUAAUUACAGUGUUUUUAUUACUUAUUAAAAUAAUUAUUGUUUUAAUUACACUAUGUACUCAAUGUAAAGUUUGAACAUUUUUGAUUAUGCUACUGCAGUAGUAAGACUUUUUAGACAUUUUUAUAAGAAUAACCAAUAAAACAUGGAUGACAUAUUACAUAUUAAACACUUUAAAUCCAAGUUUUAAAAAAAUCACUUAGUUACCAGUGACUGUCGCUUGAAAUUAUUGGAGUUUAUGGAGAAAUUAUGUGUCUGGAAAGAAUCCUAUCUUGAGACUUAAAGUUGGAAAACAAAGUUUUCUCUUUCAGUAUUUUACAUGAUCAAUCACUUAAGCUCAAAACGUCAUCUUUCUGGAGUGUUGUUGCUUUCCCAUUUUAGUCGCUGCAUUGUCACAGCCACAACUGUAGGUGGCGUCCUCGGUCCGGGUAAAUGGUUAAACGGUAACAACCCUCAGCAAGCCCUGUGAGUGAGUGUAACUUGACAAUGGUUGCAUGAUAAAGUCUGACAUUCUGCAGCG
Poecilia latipinna (sailfin molly) is the source of this 4114-nucleotide messenger RNA. RefSeq names its product fibulin 1 (gene fbln1). Gene Ontology annotation, molecular function: peptidase activator activity; calcium ion binding. The coding region runs from base 270 to 2294 and encodes 674 amino acids. Gene Ontology annotation, cellular component: extracellular region. The record is from RefSeq and is a predicted model, not a curated record. The transcript has 15 exons. Gene Ontology annotation, biological process: extracellular matrix organization. NCBI's taxonomy places the organism in Eukaryota, Metazoa, Chordata, Actinopteri, Cyprinodontiformes, Poeciliidae.